Pochonia chlamydosporia 170 is the source of this 1482-nucleotide messenger RNA. Its product is annotated as DNA mismatch repair protein Msh2. Lineage: Eukaryota; Fungi; Ascomycota; Sordariomycetes; Hypocreales; Clavicipitaceae. Bases 1 to 1482 code for a protein of 493 amino acids. The transcript has a single exon. The record is from RefSeq and is a predicted model, not a curated record.
AUGCCUCGUCCGGCAAUCAGAAGAAGGCAGGCUGUUGAAGCUGUACCUUCUGCCAACACUAUUACCAACUUUACACGCGUUGCCAAGACGCAAGCAUUCCCCGAUGCAGCUGCAAAAAAGGCUAUUGUCGUGGAGCUGCCUGCCCCCAGCACGUCUCGCAAGAGAAAAGCCAGCUCUAUCGAACAGGAUGCCGACAUACGAUUAACCCGACGCACCGUCUCCUUCCCACCCAGCAGUGACGACGAGGACGGUGAUGAACCUGCCACUUCGAAGAAGAAGCGGGCGAGGCGGACCGAGCCAUCACCCUCGGCGGACCCUAUUCGGGUUUCCACUCCAGUCAAGGGCAAGCGUGUAGCAAAGGCAUCGGCUUCAAGGUCAAAGACGGCUCACAGACCUAGCCAGUCAACCCUCAUCUCGAAAGCGAUACAGCAAGAAAAGAAGGUUCAAACCAAGAUUGAUGCGCUGUAUAAGAAGAAAAUCGACAGAGCCAAGGCCAGCGAAGAUGAUGAAUCAUUGCCACCACACCUUGCCGAUAUGGUUACUCUCAACAAGGCAUUCCUAAAAACCAUAAUGAUUCAGAUUGCCCAUAGCGGCAACACUGCUCCAAUUGAUAUCAGAGUUAUCUCGCCACACAUCUCAAGAUCAUGGGGCAAACGACAGGUCACGGUGGAAGACAUUCGACACUGCAUCGCAAUUCAAUCCCACGGCGAAAAGGACUCUGCAUCUCCAUUCGUGCUCUCUGACUACGGCCGAGGAAGAGUCUGCGUGGAACUGGCCGAUGGUGUCGAGGCAGUUUCCAUCAAGGAGGACCUUCUCUGCAAACAGUUCGAGAACAACAUUCAAGCUCUAUGCAUAAAAAAGGCAACGGAUGACAUGAUGGAUGUGGAUGUUCCUCUGCAAAGCCUGUCACUGUCUGAUCUCCCCAUGGCCGCCAUCACUGAGAUGGGCAACGGGCUCAAGACAAACCCUCUCAUGGCCAAGGGUCAGACACUGCUCUCUGAAUUGAAGAGCGGCAUUGCUGCCAAGCAGCAGGAAAAGCAACAACCUGUGGCGCAAAAAGCCACUAUACUUAAUCCUGACGGUACCAAGAUGAGUCUCUUGGAUCGUAUUCGACAUAAACAGCUCGCCAGGGCCAACGAACCUCUGCCGCCUUCUGGACCCGAGCUGCAACGACGAGCUGCCCUCAACCGCGUGGUCGAUGUCGCUGCCACCAUCUCAAUGCUCAGCUUGUCAAACCCACUCUCUCUCCCGCGACAGGCAUUCACCCUGCUAGCCAUAUCAGACAAACUCAAGGACUCACUUCGCGUCCCUGUCUCCAAGGAAGAGGGCAUGGCCUGUGUACGACUCAUUGCCACGGAAAUUGCGCCAGAGUGGUUGAGAAUCGUGGCAAUCGGUGGCAGAGAAAACGUGGUUAUUCAGCGACACAGCCAACCCAUUGAUAGAGUUAUCCACGAGCGAGUUCAAAAGCUACUCGCAGCAUGA